AUGAGAUCCAUCGUGCUGCUCCUGGCCACCGUCGCCGCCGUGCAUGCUGGAGCACUGGAUAAAGCAGAUCAUGAGGGUGUCAGCAUUACAAAGCGACACGCCCUCUACGGCUUGGGGUUGGCUGAUUCUGCUGCCCAGGCACAGGCUCAGGCACAGGCCGCUGGGCUCGGGGGUGGAUACUACGGUGGGGGUGGAGCUGCACUGAGCCAGGCACAGGCACAGGCGCAGGCGCAGGCUGCUGGGCUGGGCGGCGGCUACCACGGCAUCUGGAAGCGACACGCCCUCUACGGCUUGGGGUUGGCUGAUUCUGCUGCCCAGGCACAGGCCCAGGCACAGGCCGCUGGGCUCGGGGGUGGAUACUACGGUGGGGGUGGAGCUGCACUGAGCCAGGCACAGGCACAGGCACAGGCGCAGGCUGCUGGGCUGGGCGGCGGCUACCACGGCAUCUGGAAGCGACACGCCCUCUACGGCUUGGGGUUGGCUGAUUCUGCUGCCCAGGCACAGGCCCAGGCACAGGCCGCUGGGCUCGGGGGUGGAUACUACGGUGGGGGUGGAGCUGCACUGAGCCAGGCACAGGCACAAGCACAGGCGCAGGCUGCUGGGCUGGGCGGCGGCUACCACGGCAUCUGGAAGCGACACGCCCUCUACGGGUUGGGGUUGGCUGAUUCUGCUGCCCAGGCACAGGCCCAGGCACAGGCCGCUGGGCUCGGGGGUGGAUACUAUGGUGGGGGUGGAGCUGCACUGAGCCAGGCACAGGCACAGGCACAGGCGCAGGCUGCUGGGCUGGGCGGCGGCUACCACGGCAUCUGGAAGCGACACGCCCUCUACGGCUUGGGGUUGGCUGAUUCUGCUGCCCAGGCACAGGCCCAGGCUCAGGCUGCCGGGCUCGGGGGUGGAUACUACGGUGGGGGCGGAGCUGCACUCAGCCAGGCACAAGCACAAGCGCAGGCCGCUGGGCUGGGUGGUGGCUACCACGGCAUCUGGAAGCGACACGCCCCCUAA
Messenger RNA from Schistocerca nitens (vagrant locust), 1002 nucleotides. RefSeq lists its product as uncharacterized. Lineage: Eukaryota; Metazoa; Arthropoda; Insecta; Orthoptera; Acrididae. The record is from RefSeq and is a predicted model, not a curated record. The transcript is spliced from 2 exons. The coding region runs from base 1 to 1002 and encodes 333 amino acids.